CUCGACCGCCUCCAAGCUGCCUCGCCUCGCCCCGUCGCUUGCCCGCCUCUACUCGUCAUCAGCCCGCAUGUCGAAGCCUUUGUUCGGUGCCUCGGAGCUGUGGCCGACAUUCCACGCCGUCAACGACACGCUGCGAGGCGGGUCGUCCUCGUCGUCCUGGCUCGUCGACGACCGGACCAACGUCGCGACUUUCAAGGGCCACCUCGACAUCACGACCCUCGGCGGCGCCGGCUUCGCCUCGCAGUCGACCCUCUUCCCCUCGCGCCUGUCCCUCUCUCGCUCGCGCACCUCGGGCCUCCUCCUCACCUACGUCCCUCCCCCUCCCUCGUCCCUCACCGACGCCACCGCCGGCGGCCCCGGCCCCGUGACCCGCUUCGUCCUCGCGCUCAAGACGAGUGAGCCCGCACGGCGCCCGGACGGCAGGCGCGAGAGCGUCACGGUGUACGAGUGGGCGUUUGACGCGAGCGACCACCUCGACGGGCUUCUCGAGGGCGACGUCGAGGGCGAGAAGGGUGAGAAGGGCGAGAAGGGCGAGGAGCGGAGCGUGACGAGGCUCGCGAGGUGGGACGAGUUCAAGCCGAUGUACCGCGGGCGGCCGGCGGACGACGCAGAGCCGUUUGACCCGGCGAGGAUCUACGAGCUCAGCUUCAUGGCACGGUCCCACUUUGGCGACCAGGCGGGCGACUUUGCGCUCGACGUCGUGAGCCUGUCGGCUGCUGCGUUCGGAGCGGCGGCGAGGACGAGCACAGGGCGAGGCUGGCUCGGCGGGCUGUGGGACGCGGUCCGGGCGGCGUGGGCGAGCUGGACGGCGACGGUGCGAGCGUUGUGGAGCGGCGAGCGAGGUGGGGCUCGGAGGCUGCCGUGAGGCGCUGCAACGACGGACGUGCUGCCCAAU
Molecule: messenger RNA, 895 nt
Organism: Rhodotorula graminis WP1
Lineage: Eukaryota; Fungi; Basidiomycota; Microbotryomycetes; Sporidiobolales; Sporidiobolaceae
Exons: 4
Coding region: 68-865 (265 amino acids)
Biological process (GO): NADH dehydrogenase complex assembly
Source: RefSeq, a predicted model, not a curated record